Messenger RNA from Strongyloides ratti, 1209 nucleotides. Its product is annotated as NUCB1. The coding region runs from base 1 to 1209 and encodes 402 amino acids. NCBI's taxonomy places the organism in Eukaryota, Metazoa, Nematoda, Chromadorea, Rhabditida, Strongyloididae. The record is from RefSeq and is a predicted model, not a curated record. Gene Ontology annotation, molecular function: calcium ion binding. Gene Ontology annotation, cellular component: endoplasmic reticulum-Golgi intermediate compartment; extracellular exosome. The transcript is spliced from 3 exons.
AUGAAAUUUCUAUAUUUCUCUAUUAACUUUUUCUUAUUACUAAUAUUAGUAGUUAAUGUUAUUGCACCACCUCCACCAAGAAAAAUUGAAGAAAAAGUAGAAGAAAAAAUAAUAGAAGAAAAAGAAUUUGACGAAGAUGACUUACCGAAAUAUGAAUUUCAUUACUCAAAAUAUUUAGAAAAAAUUGUUCAAAUAUUAGAAAAUGAUCCAAGAUUUAAUGAAAAAUUAAAAACACUUAGUGAAGAAGACAUAAGAUCUGGAAAAAUUGCUGAUCAUUUUGAUGUUAUUUCAAAGGAUGUUGCUGAAGAAUUAACAAAAGCUAAACUUCAGGAAGUAGAAAGAUUAAGACAAGCUAUAUUAAAAGAAGUUGAAGAAGGUAAAAAACCUCAUAAUAUAAAAGCACCAGAACAUAUUGAUAUUGAUCAAUUAGAUAAAUUUCAUGCUGAAGAUUUAAGAAAACUAGUUAAAAAAACUUUUGAAGAUAUGGAUGAAAUUGAUAGGCAACGUAAAGAAAAAUUUAAAAAAUAUGAAAUGGAAAAACGAGCUAAGUAUGAUCAUGAAUUAGCUAAAUUACCUGAAGAGGAACGUAAAAAAUUACAAGAAGAACAUGAAGCAGCAAAAAAAAGACAUCAAGAUCAUGAAAAAUUAAAUCAUCCUGGAGAACGUCGUCAAUUAGAAGAAGUUUGGGAAGAAAAAGAUCAUAUGGAUAAAGAGAAUUAUGAUCCCAAAACAUUUUUUGCUCUUCAUGAUUUAAAUGGUGAUGGAUAUUGGAAUAUUCAAGAAUUAGAUGCUUUGUUUCAAUUAGAAUUAGGUAAAAUGUACAAUGAAAGUAAUCCUGAUGAUGAUCCAAAAGAAAAAAUGGAAGAGAUGCAUAGAAUGCGUGAACAUGUUUUAAAUCAAAUGGAUACAAAUAAAGAUAAAAUGAUAUCAAUGGAAGAAUUUUUAGCUGAUAGUGAAGCUCAAGCUUCUACACCAUCACCAGAAGGUUGGAAAGCACUUGAUGAAACUAAAAUAUAUAGUGAAGAAGAAUUACAAGUAUUUGAAGAACAACUAGCAAAAGAAAAUAAUUGGGGACCUGAUGCUUAUAAAAUUGAAUCAACUAUAGCUCCACCAACAACAACACCACUAACAAUUGUUCAUGGUUCACAACAACAACAACAGCAUAUUCCUGAACAAAAUCACAAAAUUGAUCCUGUAAUGGGUAUUUAA